Acanthosepion pharaonis is the source of this 4704-nucleotide messenger RNA. The record is from the annotation of a GenBank genome assembly. NCBI's taxonomy places the organism in Eukaryota, Metazoa, Mollusca, Cephalopoda, Sepiida, Sepiidae.
AUGACCCCGACACUUUUAUCUCCUCUACAAAUUAAGCAAUUAAUAGUUGUAUUAGAAAGCUCUGGUGACAAGUCCCUCCAGAUGCGGAGUGCUCUUCUUACUGAAGUCCAGUAUGGUCUUGGCGGACUCAAAGUGUGGGUUGAUAGCUGGCCUGAUUUUAAUGCCGUUGUCUUCAAACGCUUUUGGCCUCAGUCAGUUUUGUUAGAGUACAAUUAUUAUGUUUAUGCCUCAGAUGAACAAAAGUUAAAAGAAAUGCUGCUUACUCCUGGACUGAUAUCUUGGAAAAAUUCCUUUUUUCUUGCUUUUCCUUGUUCCUUCAACUCCAUUCUUGCAUUAGCUGCUGACAAGCAUGGAUAUUGUCUGAAACAUCCGACAGCUGUUUUUGAAAUCUAUCGAUUCAAAAAGGACAACACAAAACCUGUGCAAGUUCCAGAAGAUGUCACGGUGCGUGAAUUAGAUAUCAAAUGGGCAGAUUUGGUUGCUGCCAACUGGGGUUACAUCUUCCAUGACUACAAUGAAACAAAGCAACUGAUAAGAAUAUUCAUAAAAACGUACCCUAGCAGUCAACCACCGCCUUCGGAGAAGUUGACGAGACGACCCAAGACAGGGGAAACUGACGAUGAUUUGCUCAAAUUACAACGAGAUUUCUUUAUUGCAAAAUGUCAACCCGCGGCGAGGGUUGUAAAAGCUGUCGAGAAAGCAAGGCCUUCGGAAGUUUCUUCUUCUACACAAGAAACUCACCAACAACAAGGCGCAGUUUCGACUUCGACAAAACGAGAUGUGGUCCACAUGGAUGUAUUUCCGAGUCAGGCUUCUUCGACGAAAUCAACUCCUAUCCCACCGACAAAGAAAUUAAAAGCGGACCAGAAAUCAAGAGUGGCCACUGUGAAACCGGAAUUGGACCAAGAAAGUUUAGCCACUGUUCUGACCAGCAUUAUUGAACGUGACACUAAAAAUGCUAGCGUGUACCCCAGGCCUUUUUCCGUGGAUGGUUUUCCCCGGGUAGUCCAUCGAGGUGCAGUGAACAUCAACAACUCUUCACAGAAACUGACAGACAGAACGAAAAAGAGCUUAUUUGCUCAGCAGUUUGACAAAUCGUCAUGCUCAGAUUUCAAAUUAUCUUCUGAGCCAUGUCCUUCUGAUUCUCCUGAAAACACUUUCAAAUCCAAUGCCACACUCUUGUCGUCAACAGCAUCUUCAAAUAUUAUCACUGGGUUUGGUCUUAGUGCCAGUCAAGCCAGCUUAGAGGCCAAGGCCAUCCACCAAGAAAACAUUUCCAAGAUCUCUCAAAUGGACUCUGAGAAAAUUAUUUCCGAGCAACAGAUGUUGAUAUCUACUCUUGAUGAGAAACUUAUAAAUUUCCUAAAGAGCAAGAAAUCUGUAAAAGGUGAUGCCAAUCCUGCAACUGAAAAAAUGGAGACAGACGAGGCUGUUGAUAUUGGCAUCAGACAGAAAAUUUCCAAGUCGGAAACAGGAAUCAAUAAAGAAGAAAUCCCAGUGAAACCUGACCCCAAACUUGUGCAUAUGGACAUGGUUGAGCUUGAAAAACUGGCCUGGAUGAAGGAUUUACCGAAACCCAAGGCUGAUUCUGUUAAUGGAAACACGGCCAGAUUUGAUUUUGAAGGAUGUCUUGUACCUGUCGAUGCUGAUGUUCCAGUCAACCAGGGUCUACACCAUCAUGGUGAGCAGGCCGAACGAGCUGGUUACACGCUGGAGGAACUGUUUCAUCUUUGUCGGAGUCUGAACUCCCAGCAACGCACUUUGGCUCUGAAAACCAUUGGUCAUGUGAUCGUUAAUGCCAAGUCUGGACUCUUUGAAGAAUCGUUGCAAAGCCUGAUUCUUCCUUCGGUCAUUAAUGCCGGGCUUGUGUUUCUGUUACGAUGGGCACUUGAUGAUAAAAUUGACAAUGUCCUAGUUGCUGCUAUAUUUGCUCUUCAUGCACUGCUAACUAACAUGAAAGACGAGGAUGGCCUUGAAUUCACAUUCUGCUGGUAUCGUGGCCGGGAAGUUCCCGCUCACGCGUCUGUUGAUGAAGCAUCCAAAAUUCCCGAGGAAAAACUUGAUUUUCUUGAAAAGGUCGAGGAAACGGAUGCUGACAAAGUGAAAGAAGAUGUUGUCAGGGCUCUUGUAAAUAGUAUGUAUUUGCUUCAACGUUUGCGGUACCUGCUUGAAAUGUGGCAUCCGCCAUACCAGAGUGUCAACUGUAUUUUAGAGAUUCUCAUUAGAGUCGCCCGAAACUCUAAACAAGAUGCCUACAGCAUCUGUAAGUGUCCCCGUCUGCUUGAUGUGAUUGUUAACCAAUUUCUUCCACUGUCCUGGUCCACAGAUGAAGAUCUUCAAGACAACAUGAAGGAAAACACUGCGGUCAGUGCCAUGCGUUUAAUGAAGGCCAUAACCCAAACUGGAAAAAGUAUGGCUGCUGACCUUAUCUCUCGAUUCCAACUCUCUGAAAGAAUUUUUCGUUAUAUUGCUCAAAAGCCAUCAGAGAUGAAUCUCUCUAUACGAGCAGCUUAUCAAUUGCAAAUUGCUUCCUUUCAUACCUGGCAGGUGUGCUUAGCAUACGGCUUGGCAGGUGAGGGUUACUCAGAGCUUUAUCCUUUGCUAAUGGCAAAUCUUCAGUCUGUUGUUUCAAUGCCUAAAGAUUCUGAUCACAUCCUGUCGAUGUCUUUGGACUCUGCACUUUUGGGGGUACUUGAGGCGGCUAUGCAACUGGCUGGAUCACAUUCUCGAAUUCAUGGCAAGUUUAAUCCUUCAGUGAAACAUCAGCAACAAGGUACAGGCCCUGUUUCUUCUCCAGUUCAGCUGCCUUCACCACCUAUCACCUGGUCACAAGUUGUGGGUCUGCUGGAGCCAGUUCUUCUUCUCAUGCAGCGUAGCCUAAAAUGUGUGGCCGACCAGUUCCAGUUCAACAAAUAUAGUCUCAACCUCGCCACGGCAAGUGUCAAUUUUGUGGCAUCAUUUUUCAAAAUCUGGUCCCUACAGUCCGAUUACAACCCGCUUAAAGUGUUGCCUCAACUUGAGAAUCUUUGUGACUUUCUUUUGAAUUUCCUCUGGCCAUCACUCGGAUUCCGGAGUGUCAUCAUUCGCCUAAUAUCCCACUCGCUCAUCCUGAAUGGAGGCAAACACGCAAAAAAAGAAGUUACCACAAAUCUGCAAGACCUUGGGUGCAAAGCAUCGGCUGGAACUUCGGAAGCUUUACCAAUUCUCAGGAUGGAAACACCAUAUGGACUUCUUACAGCAAUUCUUCGCCUUUUCAAUAUCACCUGUACUUUGCAUAAGGGAUUAAUGAAUAAAGUGGCUCCCCUAGUGACCACAGAUGAAGAUAUUAAGGGUUACAUCAAAGCAGUGACACAGGAUUCUUCCAUUACUUCUUGCCCAUUCCUCAGAUUUGAAAAUCAAUUCCAAUACUAUGUUCUUAAAUUAGUCUCCAAGAGUGGUUCCGGUUAUGCUUCUGAUCCAAUGUUUCACCAAUUUGCUCUCUCCCUAGCUACUAGGCUGUAUUAUGGAGACGAGCACUUAGCUCAUACACUUUUGUCUACAGUUAUCUUCAACAAAGACUUUUUACCAUUGGACUUUCAGCUGGAAGCCUCUAUCAAGGACUUUUCGUUGCUCAACAUAUCAAAACCUGGGGAGAAAUCAUCUUAUUCAUCUGCCAAGGGAAAUAAUUUGCCCCAGCAGGCUGUAUCACUGUUAAAUAGCAUCCGAGCUUCUUACAUGAUGGCAUUUGGCCAACGAGAGUUUGCAAUGCUGCGGUCGAAAUCUCGGUGCUUGGCCCAUUAUGAAGAAGUUGAAAGUUUUCUCACAGAAAAUCUCGGUGAAGCCUUGUUGCCUUGUGACUGGAUGUUCUUGCCUCUUAUAGAAAUGUAUUCAUUUGUCAACUCUCCCCAGCAAGAUGGUAAGUGUAUUGAGAAGCUCUCCGAAACGCAGACAAUGCAGAUUGCGAAUGCUCUUCGAUGGAUCUUCCUCCUAGAAUUUAAGAAAUCCAAAUCGAUGACAAUUAUCCCUGUAACGUUGAAGCUAUCUCGGCUCAUGUGUGUCUUUCUGACGGGUAACGAACUUUUCCUGGAGCCUGUUAUCCACAAUCAUUUGGCAGCUCUGCUUUAUUUCUACACUGGCACCACAUCGCUUGAACAAAUGGAUUUUGAACAGCCAAUUCCUGGCUUGACAUCCUUUUACGAUUUCUUCAUGUCUUUCCUGCAGCAGUACGAGGCUGUCUCUUUUGGUGACCCUGUUUUUGGUAGUUAUGUGCUUCUCCCCUUACAGCAACGACAUAAUGCAAUGAUGCGCAAAUCUCUCUGGAGUGAACAUACAUCUGUAUUACGUACUCUGCGAGUCGCUAUCAAGGACCACCUGGUCCCUAUUGAAAACUAUCUCUUCCCAGAAGAAACCGACACUGAAAUUCUAAGGCUAAUUCUGCUUGGACUCCUGAUGGGUACGGUUAAGCCUCUUUGGGCUCCAGUCAUGUACCUGGUAGCCAUACAUCAUGUAAAUAGGUUUCUGUUUAGACAAGAUGACCAGAAUAACAGUUUGAGGAGGUUUAUGUUUGAUCAAAUCUCUCGUUGUCCUACACCUCAAAUCAAAGAGCACCUUUUGUUGUACAAGCUGUACAAUGCAGAAAAAGAAUUUGGGAUGGAGUUUUAUUCAGAGCUACCACCUAUCCGGCAGUCUUUGCUUGAUAAGAUGGUUGGAGUGAAGACAAGAUGA